Scedosporium apiospermum is the source of this 1878-nucleotide messenger RNA. RefSeq lists its product as uncharacterized. Bases 1 to 1878 code for a protein of 625 amino acids. The record is from RefSeq and is a predicted model, not a curated record. The transcript has 3 exons. Lineage: Eukaryota; Fungi; Ascomycota; Sordariomycetes; Microascales; Microascaceae.
AUGCUAAUCCCAUGGAAGAUCGUGUCCUUGAUUCUAUCGGUAAUAGUCUCUCUGGCUUCGAUAAUCGCCACGAUAUGCCUGUCUAAUCGGACUUUCAUCGAUGACGGCUUGGUGCGAUGGGUUGAGGAUAACCGGGUAUACAUCCAGAUCGGAGUUCAAAUCACCGCAACUACGGCCGCCAUCAGCCAGACUCAUAUCGCCAAGAGCCUCGUCCGGUUCAUUACCCUCGAUCAGCUCCUGCCUCCCUCGAAGCCAAUAACACUCGACAACCUGAGGGUUCGAAGGGCGAUAGUUGAGGGAAUCCCCGUCUUCGAAUGGCGAAAUUGGUUCACCCUCAUCUGGCUCUUGUUGCUCCAGAUUCCGGCGGCACUCUGGGCUGGUUCUCUCACACCGAAGAUCACAACCUCGGAUUACUCAACGCAAGUCCAAAUUCCUAGCUUCGGCCCAUCAAGCUCGGAGUUAUGGGGUAGCCUAUGUGCCCCUGCGGUUCCCUGUGAUCAGCUCCUGGGGGAAACCGUAGAUUUAGGAACUUUUAGCUACCUUGCGUGGAAGACCAGGACCGGUUUGCUACUAAACGCCGCGGGCCAGGCAUCCUCCCGAAACGAGUCCAUUCCUCGCUACCCGAAGCUAGAUAACACGGGUUUUGCCUACCAAGGACGAUUGUACGGUGUCGGCUCGUCUGUCGGCCUUGUCGGACUAGAUGGCCCGGAGGACAUCGCCGAAGCUCGUAUCCUACAUUAUACAUUUCUCGAAGAUGGGUAUCGCUCUAAAGUGUCAUGCCAAUACAACGCGUCAAGCAGACUUAACUUCAAGAAGCUCGACGUACUUCCCACACCGGGCGGAAUCUACGCCCCGACGGGGUUCUGGGCAAGCGGGUCUCUUCCAAACGGCAAAUGGGCCGGGUUCCCUACCUGGGGCGUCCUGGUAAGCGACUUCGUCACCGCUUUGGCUGCCGUGAACGGCCAGUCCCGGUACAUGUAUGGCUUCGUCGCCGGGGAGAGCUACGACAGGUUAAAUCAGGUGCAAUGCGAGGCCACUUUCACGCCAACUAGGUUCAAGGUAACGGUCGACGUAGCGAAGAAGACUAUUACGGUCUCACACACUGAAGAAGUCCCACAUGACAUCGACCCCACGGGAUCGCUGAUAAACAUUGCGUUCCUCAGUGUUAGCUACUUGUCACAGACCCUCACAACACUGUAUACGUCGAUUCUGGGUGACUCAUUCCUCCGCAACAUCGACAACGUCAGCGCCCGAAACGGCCGCCUAGGCAGCAAUCCCGUCGACGCGCUUCGCGGGGUCGAGGAGGGGCUGGAGUUGCUGCUAGACCACUUCUUGGAGAGUCAUGGAGCAGCGCAGGUAAUGCUACAGAAUGAGACAACGCGGGCCGACGGAACCGUGACCGUUGUCGCGGUCAAGGUGGGGAACUUAGUCGUAGUCUCCGUGCUCGCGGGAGUGACUGGCUUGGUUGUGCUUGCGGCCUUCGAGGAGUGUGUUCGAUUAAAGUUGUGGAAGCAGAUCGUCCGGCCGCCACCGGUAGACUUGGACUUCUUGGAGUAUAAGUCGGCGAUUGUAGGUGCUGCAAAGGGUAGUGGUUCCGGAUUCCGGGAGGUGCAGGACUGGGACGGCAAGUCGGACGACCAAGUAGUCGGAGGACUUUAUAACUCGCGGUUCGGCCAACAGGUUGGUUCGCAUGGUGUCGCGGCUCCCUCUCAGAAUAGAUCGUCUCUUUCUCCACCCAACUCCCUUACAAGACCGGUGAAGGACAUGUCUGCGGGGGAUGAAACCGUGAAGCAAGGCCUACAACACCAUAUUCCGGGGCCUGCGAGGAAGACCCCUGCAGUCGAACCCAACCUUCUGCCCCAAUCGAACGGGAACUAA